Molecule: messenger RNA, 1309 nt
Organism: Panthera uncia (snow leopard)
Lineage: Eukaryota; Metazoa; Chordata; Mammalia; Carnivora; Felidae
Gene: TRUB1
Product: TruB pseudouridine synthase family member 1
Exons: 8
Coding region: 53-1102 (349 amino acids)
Biological process (GO): tRNA modification; mRNA pseudouridine synthesis
Cellular component (GO): mitochondrion
Molecular function (GO): pseudouridine synthase activity; RNA binding
Source: RefSeq, a predicted model, not a curated record
UGCGUCAUUAGCGUGCGACUCCAGCUACAAAACUGGUCUGGGUUGACAAAGUAUGGCAGCUGCUGAGGCGGCGGUGGUAUCGUCAUCUUUGGAAACAGACACGGCCCGGGUCCCUGAAACUGCAGGAACAGCCGCAGCAACGGCCGCCACCUCAUCAGCGACGGCUGCAGCCGCGGCGGUUGCGACCGCCGCCAGGACCGGAUCCGAAGCCACGGCCUCCAAGGCCGCUUUGGCUACUAAGCUGCUGUCCCUGAGCGGCGUGUUCGCCGUGCACAAGCCCAAAGGGCCCACUUCAGCCGAGCUGCUGAAUCGGCUGAAGGAGAAGCUGCUAGCAGAAGCUGGAAUGCCGUCUCCAGAAUGGGCCAAAAGGAAAAAGCAGACUUUGAAAAUUGGACAUGGAGGGACACUAGACAGUGCUGCCCGAGGAGUUCUGGUGGUUGGAAUCGGAAGGGGAACAAAAAUGUUGACCAGUAUGUUGUCAGGGUCCAAGAGGUACACCGCCAUUGGGGAGCUGGGGAAAGCUACUGACACGCUAGAUUCCACUGGCAAAGUAACAGAAGAAAAGCCUUACGAUAAAAUAACACAAGAAGAUAUUGAAGGCAUUCUGCAGAAAUUUACUGGGAAUAUAAUGCAGGUACCUCCCCUCUAUUCUGCAUUAAAGAAAGACGGACAGAGACUUUCAACCUUGAUGAAGAGAGGUGAAGUAGUAGAAGCGAAACCUGCCAGGCCAGUUACGGUGUACAGUCUCUCCCUUGAGAAAUUCCAGCCACCAUUUUUCACACUAGAUGUUGAAUGUGGAGGAGGUUUUUAUAUCAGAAGCUUGGUCAGUGACAUUGGCAAAGAACUGUCUUCCUGUGCCAACGUCCUAGAGCUGACCCGAACCAAGCAGGGGCCAUUUACACUAGAAGAGCAUGCCCUUCCUGAAGACAAGUGGACAAUUGAUGACAUCGCCCAGUCUCUGGAACAUUGCUCGUCUCUUCUCCCGGCAGAGCUGGCACUUAAAAAGUCAAAACCUGAGGAGUCUAAUGAACAAGUUUUGAGCUGUGAAUAUAUAACCCUAAAUGAGACAAAGGGAGAAGAGGAUAGAAUUAAGGCCUCUUAAGAUUGGCUUGGGGUUGUCGUCAUUUCUUGGUUGACAUUUGAGUCCUGUGUACAGAAUGGCAAGCUACAUGCAAGAGAUGAACAACUGUUCUUUUUUUCUUCCUGCAUGAUUUUUUUUCGCAUGAAGAAAAAUGUCCAUCAUUGACAGUUUCUCUGGUGUACAAUUUAUCUGCUCUACAUUAUAAAUAACUUUGCAGUGACUUAUUCA